This is a messenger RNA of Mizuhopecten yessoensis (Yesso scallop), 3093 nucleotides long. Its product is annotated as cilia- and flagella-associated protein 52-like. Gene Ontology annotation, molecular function: protein binding. The transcript is spliced from 12 exons. Gene Ontology annotation, biological process: cilium assembly. Bases 97 to 2034 code for a protein of 645 amino acids. Lineage: Eukaryota; Metazoa; Mollusca; Bivalvia; Pectinida; Pectinidae. The record is from RefSeq and is a predicted model, not a curated record.
AUGCUGUCGCCAUGUUCUGUAUCCCUUGGCGACGUGUAAAUUUCAAAGCACUGUAUUUGUUGGAGCUGUAUCCUGUCACAGCAUACAACUGAAAUAAUGGCGAAAACUUAUGAUGGACCGAGUUUGGACCUGGAAUAUGUCGUGGGAUACAGUGGAAUUACAAAUGGCCUCAAGGUUCAUCCCGACAGACACCAUUUGAUCUACUCGCUUGGGAACACAGUCAUCAUUGAAAACAUCGAAACCAAAAAACAGCAAACUCUUAUGGGACAUUCGGCCGAUGUAUCCUGUCUGACAGUUUCCAACUCGGGGAAAUACAUUGCCUCUGGCCAAGUCAUUCAUAUGGGUUUCACAGCUGAUAUAAUCAUAUGGGACUAUGAACAGAAGGCAAUCUAUGCACGCCUACAACUGCACAAGGUCAAAAUUGAAGCUCUGGUAUUCUCCCCAAAAGACAGCUACCUUCUUUCUUUAGGAGGACAAGAUGAUGGCUCAUUGGUGGUAUGGGAUGUCGCAACCAAAAAUGCAAUCUGCGGCUCCAAGGCUCAGAGUGAAAGUGCUGGAAACACAUUGUGUCUGGCUUACCAUGAAACAGACGAAUUGAAAUUCUUCAGUGGCGGAGAUCAGACACUAAGAGUUUGGGAACUGAAUGUAGAUAACAGGAAAAUUAAGCCACAAGACGUCAGGAUGGGACAACAUGUCCGAAUGAGCAAGUGUAUACAGAUGAAAGGUAACUACCUUCUGUGUGGUACCUACACAGGAGACAUACUCGGCAUAAACGUAGAUACAAACCGCUUCCAGUUUCUCGGUCCUAAAGGGGGACACAACUCUAAAAAAGCAGAAAACUUUCAAUGCGGAGUUACUGCCCUUGCACACUUGCCAGGCAAUCAAGAGAUGUUGGUAGGAUCUGGAAAUGGAGAAGUUGCUUUAGUGACAUACCGUCUUGUUAACGAAAAGAAAAGCGAAUGGGUAUUUGAGAAGAAAAGGUCAUGGUUCGACAAAAAUUGUAAAGGAGAAAAGGUCGCUGUGGCAGCCAUUGCAUUGAGAGGUGAUGGUCAUCAGUUUUACGUCGGAAUGUCCAACUCUCAGAUCUACAGGUUUACCUAUACGGACUUUGCAUGUGAACUUGUCAAAUCCUCCCACCACGGUCCAGUCACGGAUAUUGUUUUCCCAUCAAGAUCAAAUGAACUGUUUGUGACGUCCCAGUUGGGACAGAUCCGAUUCUGGCUGCUGAAGACCGGCCAGGAACUCCUGAGGCAGACGGUGGCUAAUAUAACUUGUACCUCUGUGGCGCUGACAGAAGAUGGCAGCAAGAUCUACACUGCAUGGAAUGACGGAAAGAUCCGAGGUUAUGGUUUUGUGAAAGGAAAGGGUGGCGCCGCCCUGAAACUUAUGUUUACGAUACAUGACGCCCACAGCAACGGCGUGACAGCUCUGACGUGUACACCGGAUGGUCACUGCAUACUCAGUGGAGGCGGCGAGGGACAAGUCCGCGUAUGGUCAAUCAGCCAUGACUUCUGCACAACCAGUUUGGAGCACAACAUGAUGGAGCACAAAGGAUCGGUCUCCGACAUCAGGAUUAGCAAGAAUGGCAAAAGCUGUGUGUCAUCCAGCCAUGAUGGAACAACCAUCAUCUGGGACCUAGAAAAGAAGCGCCGUUCCCAGAUUGUGUUUGCAAACACAUUGUUUAAGUGCGUGUGCUUUAACAAAGAGGAAAACCAGAUCAUGACUAGCGGUACGGACAGGAAGUUAGUCUACUGGGACGUCUCGUCAGGUUCACAGGUUCGUGAACUUGACGGAUCAGCGAGUGGCUCCAUCAAUGCUAUGGAUAUUACAGCAGACGGCAAUGUCGUCGCUACUGGAGGGGACGACAAAAUUCUCAAGUUAUGGGAUUACAAAAGAGCGGAAAUAAUAUCGGUGGGGAUUGGACACAGCGGAAACAUCACGAAGAUCAAGGUUUCACCUGGAAACACCCACAUCGUUAGUGUCAGUGAGGAUGGCGCUAUCCUUGUCUGGAAAUUUCCCCAGUACCUUGUCUAGAAUCGAACACCUAGCAAUCUCAAGUGCUUGACACAAAUGAAACUUACAGAAGCUAGCCUUUAAAACUCAAGGAAGGAAGCACAAAUCGAGAUCCGUUGACAUCACAGGGGAGAAUAUAUUUAUAUUGUCAGACUCAAUUUUAAUCAGUCACAAAUAACACUCUUGACAAGUCUUGGCUUUUGAAAUGCCAUACACACUUACUGCCCAAACUGUUACUUAAAUUUGUGAGCAACAAUUAUGACAGAAGUGGAAUCCCUUCUGAUGGACCGUAUGUUGAGUUUGCUACUUAUAGCUCAGCAUUAUCCAAACAUAUUAAGAUAAAUAUAAAAUGAAAGAACAAAACUACUACAUAUUAUAUAUAUAUGGACUUCAGCUUUCAAAAUGACUUUUGACAUUUUAAAAUGACUUUUAUGUACGUAACAUUAUGUGACUACUUUGAAACUUUCUGCUCAUAGACAAUUUCUCGGAGUUUAGUUAAGAAGAUGACCCGAUAGGACCAUGUUUUUCGUUAACAAAUACAUAUGCUGCAAAAUCACAUAUUUUUUGUUACCAUUAGUCUCAAUGUACAUUUUGUAUAUUAUCAUUAUAUAUUACUUGUUUCAAUUUUCACCAACAAGAAGUCAAUUGAAUGGAAAAAUCACCAAGAUUUAUGUAGAGUAAUGAAAGAAUUAGGGAAAAUAUGUUGCCUUAACUUGACAUAUUAGGCCAAACAAAAAUUUGUAUAGUUUCUCAGGCCAAAGUUUGCAACAACUAAUAGCAAUAUGGAUAUUUAAAAAACAACCCAAAUAAUGAAGUGCAUGUCCCUACAUGAAAAAUGAUGGACAAGUUUAAAAAUGUUGGCAAAUAAUUUGGUAUAUGAUGUUCCAAGGUAGAAUGUUCUUCCACCCAAAGGUAGUUUGCAAGUUGGCAAAAAUCGUCUGCCUUUUUCUUUUAUUCUGCAACCUUUUUGGUUGCAGUUAAUGGUGAUCCGUCCAAAAUUUUUGUGAUAACAGUUUAUUUAUAUUUUAUACACAAUGUCAUGUAUAUUUUGCCAAAUGUACAUUAAAACUUAUCAUGAUU